Molecule: messenger RNA, 7560 nt
Organism: Polypterus senegalus (gray bichir)
Lineage: Eukaryota; Metazoa; Chordata; Cladistia; Polypteriformes; Polypteridae
Product: voltage-dependent T-type calcium channel subunit alpha-1H-like
Biological process (GO): sodium ion transmembrane transport; membrane depolarization during action potential; calcium ion transmembrane transport
Cellular component (GO): voltage-gated calcium channel complex; voltage-gated sodium channel complex; neuron projection
Molecular function (GO): voltage-gated sodium channel activity; low voltage-gated calcium channel activity
Source: RefSeq, a predicted model, not a curated record
CUUCAUCCGUACGUUAAAUAUGCUUGUUUUAAGUGGUUCGGAAAGAAGAUGUUAGCGGAGAAAUGACGGAACCGAUGUCUACAGUUGCAGGCGCCAGUGGCAAGAACCCCAAGCACCAGUGUCUAGCACCCGAAGAUACAGAAAUCCACUAGGAUACGCCCGCCUUCCAGCAGCUCAUUUGCCGUGGACGCUCUAAUUGUCAGAGCAGAGCUCCGCUGGGUCACGUGACCCGAACCCCUUAGCUAAAUCCGAAGUUUUCAGAUUCACUGUGACUGCGGGAUUCGCCGCAUGCACGCGAAGUACUUGUUCUAUUCCCGUGUAUGUGAUAAAGACUAGAGAAAUAUCUCCAGCGCCAGUCGUUGUAUGAUUAAUUUGUCAUCUGAUUUACACAGCGAAUUUGCUGGCGCAGAUGGAAUACGAACGCCCGUCAGGAAGGGAUUUCUUAAAUAUAUGGUGGAGGUGAAGGUCUACGCCUAUGGAAACUCAACGGUGCUCCUUAUUAAGGUUCCAACUGUCAGUUGUGCUAUCAUGACCGAUGGCGACAGGGGAACGCAGAUCCAUCCACUGGGCGGCAAGGAUGCCAGGGUCCCAAUAUCAGAGUCAGGGGACGAUGAGGACGGAGGCAGCACAGACAACCCCGUUCAAGGGAGCCUCGGUUCGGGAGACUCAUGUGGUCCUGAACGGGUCGCGGACUUGGGUUCUGACAGUGAGGAGCAGCUCCAGUAUCCGCUUUUGGCUCCGGUUGUCUUCUUCUACCUCAAGCAAACGACGCGCCCUCGUAGCUGGUGCCUGCGACUGGUCUGUAAUCCCUGGUUUGAACACGUCAGCAUGCUGGUCAUCCUCCUGAACUGUGUCACACUGGGGAUGUAUCAGCCCUGUGAAGACAUCCAGUGCCAAUCUGAGUGGUGCACCAUCCUGCAGGCUUUUGAUGAUUUCAUUUUCGCCUUCUUUGCCAUGGAGAUGGUCAUUAAGAUGGUUGCUUUGGGGAUUUUUGGCCAGAAGUGUUACCUGGGAGACACCUGGAACCGACUGGAUUUCUUUAUUGUCAUGGCAGGAAUGAUGGAGUACUCGCUGGACGGACACAAUGCCAGCUUGUCAGCAAUUCGCACUGUCAGGGUUCUGAGGCCGCUGAGGGCUAUUAACAGGGUUCCCAGCAUGAGAAUCCUGGUCACUCUGCUGCUGGACACUCUGCCUAUGUUAGGCAACGUCCUCCUUCUCUGCUUCUUUGUUUUCUUUAUAUUUGGCAUUGUGGGAGUCCAACUGUGGGCUGGACUGCUGAGGAACAGAUGCUUCCUGGAGGAUCAUUUUAAAAUGGCCUACAAUGUGUCCUUUUUAAGUCCUUACUACAAACAUGAUGAGAGCGAUGAAAGCCCAUUCAUCUGCUCCUCCAGUCGAGACAAUGGUAUGUUGAGGUGCCAGGAAGUUCCUAAGCUGAGAGAGAAUGGCAUUGAGUGCCUUUUGAGCAUUGAGCACAUUGGACGUUCCUCUCACACAUCUGACACGAGCAGCAAGGAUGGCUGCAUCAACUGGAACCAGUAUUACAAUGUGUGCCAUCCUGGUGAGGUCAACCCACACAAAGGAGCUAUCAACUUUGACAACAUUGGAUAUGCCUGGAUUGCUAUUUUUCAGGUCAUCACUUUGGAAGGCUGGGUGGACAUCAUGUACUACGUCAUGGAUGCACAUUCUUUUUAUAAUUUUAUAUAUUUUAUAUUGCUUAUCAUUGUAGGCUCUUUCUUCAUGAUUAAUCUGUGCCUAGUGGUGAUAGCAACACAGUUCUCAGAGACCAAGCAGCGGGAGAACCAACUAAUGAAGGAGCAGCGAGCACGUUACCUCUCCAAUGAUAGCACACUUGCCAGCUUCUCUGAACCAGGCAGCUGCUAUGAAGAGCUGCUCAAGUACAUCGGACACUUGUUCCGCAAGGUCAGGCGUAGAGCAGGUCGACUAUACAGCAACUGGCAGACUAAGAGGCGCAAGAAGGUGAAUCCAAACGAUGGCAGUACUGGGCGCAGCAGGAGACAUAAAAGCAAGCGCAAAGUUCACUCCAUCCAUCACCAUCACCAUCAUCACCACCAUCAUCAUUACCACAUCAGUCCCAGGGUGAACACUGAGACAUCUGACGUGGCAGAAAUGAAACCCACCAGAGCCGGGUUUCAACUCAUGCUGCCUCCUUCCACAGCCAACCUACAGAGCCCCUCCUCUGGGGUGGAGUCUGUCCAUAGUAUCUAUCACGCCGACUGCCACUUUCAGGGACCACAGAUUCGCUACAAGUCUUCGGCUACAGCUGGGAAUGGGCGGCUGAUGGCAGGAGUACAUGGCAACAUGAACUACCCCACCAUUGUUCCUUCAGUGACAACUCCAGAGUCCAAGGGAAGGAAGAACUGUACUCAUCCUAUGGCAUUGAACCGAGCAGUUGGUCUUUUUGGACUAUCUGACACUUUUGGGAAGCCAUACCCAGUUGCAAGCGAGUUUGGAGAAUGCAGAUCAUCUCUGUCAGGUCUUGGUCUUAGCAUGCCUUGCUCCUCACCCAAUGCCCAGACCAACCUCCUCUCCUGUGAGUUGGCAAACUGUCCCUACUGUGCAAAGAUACUGGACAAAGGUGAAUGCAACACAAGCGACUCUGAAAGCAGCCACUCCGACACAGAUAAUGUGUACGAGUUUCACCGGGAUGCGGAGAACAAGUACUGGCAGAGGAAGUGGAGGCAGAGUGACAAAAACUCAGUGACCCAAUACCAGGAAUUGUUCUGCAACAAAAUGAAAAGGAUUGUGGAAAGUAAAUAUUUUAACCGAGGAAUCAUGAUCGCUAUUCUAAUCAAUACUCUGAGCAUGGGAAUUGAAUAUCAUGAACAGCCCAGAGAGCUCACAGAUGCUUUGGAGAUCAGCAACAUUGUUUUCACCAGCAUGUUUGCCCUUGAGAUGCUUCUGAAGCUGCUUGCCUUUGGUCUUUUUGGAUACAUCAGGAACCCAUACAACAUAUUUGAUGGAAUUAUUGUCAUCAUCAGCGUCUGGGAGAUUAUCGGUCAGUCAGAUGGAGGUCUCUCGGUCCUCAGGACAUUUCGACUGCUGCGGGUCCUCAAACUUGUGCGCUUUCUGCCCGCACUACGACGUCAACUGGUGGUGCUGAUGAAGACUAUGGAUAAUGUGGCUACUUUUUGCAUGCUUCUCAUGUUGUUCAUCUUUAUCUUCAGCAUCCUUGGAAUGCAUCUCUUCGGUUGUAAAUUCAGCCUGACCACUGACAAUGGAGACACCAUUCCCGACCGGAAGAACUUUGAUUCCUUGUUGUGGGCGAUUGUCACUGUUUUCCAGAUCCUCACCCAAGAGGACUGGAAUGUAGUUUUAUACAAUGGGAUGGCAUCAACCUCACCCUGGGCAGCCCUGUAUUUUGUGGCUCUUAUGACUUUUGGCAACUAUGUGCUCUUUAACCUUCUAGUGGCCAUACUGGUGGAGGGCUUUCAGGCAGAGGGAGAUGCCAGCCGUUCAGACAGUGGAGAGGAUAAGAUGUCAGGCACCUUUGACGAGGAUGAUCGACUGCGAGAUCCAGCUCCUGCAGAUCCAAAGAUGUAUUCCCUAAUGAUGAAUGGCCGCAUGGACUCCAGGACAAGUGCUGCCCCUCCACUCAUUAUGCGCACUGCCGCCACACCCAUGCCCACACCUACAUUCACAGAGUCGAGGCGAGGCAGUAGCGCCUCCAUCGAACCAAGCUCGUAUGAUCAGAGGUCUCUGUCCAGUUUGCGCAGCUCUCCCUGCCCACCUUGGGGUGCUAGCAGUAACUGGGGUAGUCGCCGUUCGAGCUGGAAUAGCUUAGGUCGGGCACCCAGCUUGAAAAGGAAGAACCAGUCAGGGGAAAGGGAAUCUCUGCUCUCCGGAGAAGGGCGCUGCAGCUCAGAGGAAGAUGACUCAGAGGCAGGUAGCGCUGGAGCAACAUCUCUGCGGCAGUCUCUGGAGCUGCCUGAGCUUCUGCACGUGCCCCCUCUGCGCCACCACUCAGAAUACCACAGCAAGGCUGGCCAUGUUCCCCCAGACUUCCUUCUACAUCUAGACAACCAGAAGGAUGACUGUGAGGAGGACAUAGAUGACAAUUUCUGCUUCAGAGUGAGGAGGCUAAUUGAGGCGCACAAGCCGGAGUGGUGCAGGGAGCAUGAAGACUGGGCACUGUAUAUGUUCUCUCCUCAGAAUGAGUUCCGCAUCUUGUGUCAAAAGGUCAUUGCCCACAAGAUGUUUGACCAUAUCGUUCUUGUCUUCAUCUUCCUGAAUUGUAUCGCCAUUGCUUUGGAGAGACCAGAGAUUGAUCCACACAGCACAGAGCGCAUGUUUCUGACUGUCUCAAAUUACAUCUUCACUGCCAUUUUUGUCGCUGAAAUGACAGUUAAGGUUGUGGCUUUAGGCUUCUUUUCGGGGGAAAAUACCUACCUGCAGAGCAGCUGGAAUAUUCUGGAUGGGGUACUGGUCUUUGUCUCAGUCAUCGAUAUCUUUGUCUCUAUGGCUUCUGCUGGAGGAGCAAAGAUUCUGGGCAUCUUGAGAGUCCUGCGGCUCUUGAGAACACUACGGCCCCUAAGGGUCAUUAGCCGUGCUCCUGGCCUCAAACUUGUUGUGGAGACACUAAUCACAUCCCUCCGUCCAAUUGGAAACAUUGUAUUGAUCUGCUGUGCCUUUUUUAUCAUCUUUGGCAUCCUUGGUGUCCAGCUUUUCAAAGGCAAGUUCUACUACUGUGAGGGAAUUGACACAAAGAAUGUCACCAAUAAGUCAGACUGCCAGCACAUGAAGUACCGCUGGAUUCGGAGGAAGUACAACUUUGACAAUUUGGGCCAGGCUCUGAUGUCCUUAUUCGUUUUGUCAUCAAAGGACGGCUGGGUGAACAUUAUGUAUGAUGGGCUGGAUGCAGUAGCUGUUGACCAGCAGCCUAUCCGCAACCACAAUCCCUGGAUGCUGCUUUAUUUCAUCUCCUUCCUUCUCAUCGUCAGCUUCUUCGUGCUCAACAUGUUUGUUGGCGUAGUGGUGGAGAACUUCCACAAGUGCAGGCAGCACCAAGAGGCAGAGGAGGCACGCCGCGAAGAGAAGCGCCUACGGCGACUUGAGAAAAAGCGCAGGAAAGCCCAGCGUCGCCCUUACUUUGCUGACUACUCACCAGCGCGACUCUACAUUCACACGCUUUGCACCAGCCAGUACUUGGACCUCUUCAUCACCUUCAUCAUCGGCAUCAAUGUGGUCACCAUGUCCAUGGAGCAUUACAACCAGCCGCAGUCUCUGGAGGAAGCCUUGAAAUACUGCAAUUAUGUCUUCACUAUGGUCUUUGUGAUUGAAGCUGUCCUCAAACUGGUGGCCUUUGGCCUCAGAAGAUUCUUUAAAGACAGGUGGAACCAGCUGGACCUGGCGAUUGUACUACUAUCUAUAAUGGGGAUCACUUUGGAGGAAAUUGAAAUCAAUGCUUCGUUGCCAAUUAACCCCACCAUCAUUCGUAUCAUGAGAGUACUUCGGAUUGCACGAGUGCUGAAGUUGUUAAAGCUGGCCACUGGCAUGCGGGCACUCCUGGACACUGUGGUGCAGGCUCUUCCACAAGUGGGUAACCUGGGUCUGCUCUUCAUGCUGCUGUUCUUUAUUUAUGCAGCCCUUGGAGUGGAGCUCUUUGGAAAAUUAGUGUGUAAUGAAGAAAACCCUUGUGAAGGUCUCAGCAGACAUGCCACUUUCGAGAACUUUGGCAUGGCCUUCUUGACUCUGUUUCGUGUGUCGACUGGUGAUAACUGGAAUGGCAUCAUGAAGGACACACUGCGGGAAUGUAGUAGUGAGGACAGGCACUGCCUCAGUUAUCUGCCUCUCAUUUCUCCCAUCUACUUUGUGACCUUUGUGCUAAUUGCACAGUUUGUGCUUGUCAAUGUGGUUGUGGCUGUACUCAUGAAACAUCUAGAGGAGAGUAACAAGGAAGCCAAGGAAGAUGCUGAGAUGGACGCUGAAAUAGAGCUGGAAAUGUCUCGAAGGCUAAGCUAUUCUGGACCAGGCUCAGGGGGCCGGACACUGGGGCUUGAAAGCAAGGCCUGUUAUGUUGGACCACGGCCAGACUCACCAGGGCAGGAUGAGCCAAGGCCAUGCAGAUUACGGGAGAGCAGCCAAGAAAACCUUGUGUCACUACGAAAGGUCUCAAUGUCCCGAAUGCACUCUCUGCCCAGUGACAGCUACAUGUUCCGUCCUGUCAGGCCAGCUAACACCCCUGACCCUCUACCUGAGGCCGAGACUGAAGAUGGCAAUCUUGAGUCAGGUUCCACAAGUUCUCUGCUCGGUGUCCCCGAGAGACCAGUGCCCCUGGCUGAGACUGGUAGUCUGCCCAAACUAGUAUCUCAUCCUUCUGGAAUGAGUCCAUCACUGCAGAGACAGGAGGCUCUCAUCGACAACUCAUUUGACUCGAGAGACAGUGUCGCCACGGACUUUGCGGAGCCCUCUCAUGCCAGCCUGGUCUUGCCUUCACUCACAUCCCAGAAGACAGCUAGUGUUCAUACUCACAGGCAGGCACACAGUCAGAGAAACAUCUCCAGUAAGCCCAGCCCUGAAAGUAUCAUGUUUGAAUCGGUGGACCCAGCAGAUGAAGAGGUUAGGAACAUCAACAGCUCAGCUAAGGAUUGGCCUAGGUAUGCAGAGCCAAGGAGCUCUUCUCUGUCACCUUACAUCUCCUGCACUACGCCUCGCCGGCCUCUGAGAGAAAAGGAGCUGAAGAAGUUCUACAGUGUGGAUGCUCAAGGUCUACUGGCCAAACCACUGUGGACAGAGGACACCCGCCGACACUCUAUUGAGAUCUGUCCUUCCCUGGACGAUAUCCAAACUCUGUUUAAGCAAUCAGGGAGUGAGAAAAGGCGGUCAUCACUCCGUAGCCAACAACAGAGGAAGAAAAAGACUAGCCCACCUUGUAUUUCUGUAGAGCCCCCUGCAGAGGGAGACACAUCACUAUCCAAGCUCUCUGAGAACAGUAUGCUCCUUCGUCGUAGGACCCCAUCCUGUGAGAACACACCCUACAGAGAUUCCUUAGACAUGCCUGAGGCAUCACUUCUCUUGGUACCCCAGUUCUCAAUUGAGCAGUCGGAAGACAAACUCUCUGAAGCAUUAGUCAGUAGUGAGCACUCCUCCCCUUCCCCUUCAGUUCCCUUUUCAGUUGAGGUAAAGAAUGGGGGGGCAGAGAAAAAUGCUAUCCGGCGGCUGAGCAUGUGCAGGAGCCCUUUGCGCAAGCGUGAUCUGCUCCAUGUGGUGGGCAACAGGGACAUGGACCCAGAGGAGCCUGCUGUAUAGCUGAGGCUAAAUCUCGUGCGGGCACUCAUGUAGCUUCUCCUCCUUCUCCCCAUAAAGCUGUUUGCUGCUUACUCCUUUCACAUUGCCAGCUUGUUUUCUUCUUCUUUUCUUUUUUUUAUUCUAUAUUCACAAGUAAUUCCCAGAUGACAAUUCACAGGCAAACUGCAGCCAGUGCAAUAAUGUUAAUAUUUUCACAGCCAUGUAUAAUGACUGCAAUAAUUUCUAAAAAAAAAAAAAAAGAAAAAUUAAAAAAAAUUUCUAAAGGAUGUAAAAAGUGACAAAAUGUUAUGAAUA